AUGGUAGUGUGCAUUGGUGUUGUUUGUGUUGCAGAUAACUGGGCUCUGAUCUACGCUCAGCAGCUGGCCUUGGCUGAGAAACUUCCUCUGCACAUCUGCUUCUGCUUGGCGCCUCGAUAUUUGGAUGCGACCUACAGACAGUACGCCUUUAUGCUAAAAGGACUGCGAGAAGUGGCAAAGGAAUGCAACCGCUUGGAUAUUCAGUUCCAUCUGCUGUCAGGAGAACUUGGACAGAAUCUGGCAAGCUUUGUUGAGAAGUGGAAGUUUGGAGCAGUUGUCACUGACUUUAACCCUCUCAGAAUCCCUCUCCAGUGGAUUGAGACUGUUAAGAAACACCUUCCGGCUGACGUACCCUUCAUUCAGGUUGAUGCACAUAACGUGGUGCCUUGCUGGGAAGCGUCUGAGAAGCUGGAAUAUGGAGCCAGGACUAUACGGGGCAAAAUCACUAAACUUCUGCCAGAAUUCCUCUCAGAGAUUCCUCUUGUGGACACUCACCCACACUCCGCUUCUCGUGCAGCAGAGCCAGUAGAUUGGGAGGAGGUGCUGUCGUCUCUUGAGGUGGACCGCAGUGUUGGAGAGGUGGACUGGGCUCAGCCUGGCUCCUGCGGUGGCAUGGCCAUGCUGGAGUCCUUCAUUGAGCAACGACUGCGUCUCUUUGCCACUCACAGGAACAAUCCCAACUGGGACGCCCUCAGCCAUCUCUCCCCCUGGAUCCACACCGGUCAGUUGUCUGCUCAGCGUGUCGUGAAGCAGGUCAAACGAGAAAAGAACGCCAGCGAGUCCGUGGCGUCUUUUAUUGAGGAACUGGUGGUGCGCAGGGAGCUCGCUGACAACUUCUGCUUCUACAACCACAACUAUGACAACAUUUCAGGUGCAUAUGAUUGGGCGAAGAAGACUUUGCAGGAUCACGCUAAGGAUCGCAGACAGUACCUUUACACAAAAGAGCAGCUGGAGAACGCCAAGACCCAUGACCAGUUGUGGAAUGCUGCACAGCGUCAGCUGGUGUUAGAAGGGAAGAUGCAUGGGUUCCUGCGCAUGUACUGGGCAAAGAAGAUCCUGGAAUGGACUGCAUCCCCUGAAGAAGCCCUCUCUAUUGCUAUAUAUCUGAAUGACCGUUUGUCUUUAGACGGCUGCGAUCCCAACGGAUACGUGGGCUGCAUGUGGUCCGUCUGUGGCAUCCAUGACCAGGGCUGGGCAGAGAGGCCCAUCUUUGGCAAAAUUCGCUUUAUGAAUUAUGCCGGCUGCAAGCGGAAGUUUGAUGUGGCACAGUUUGAGAGGAAGUGCGCGGCUAUAAAGGAGAACUCCAAUAAAGAUACCAAGAAAUCUUCUUUCAACAACUGA
Sinocyclocheilus rhinocerous is the source of this 1341-nucleotide messenger RNA. RefSeq names its product CPD photolyase (gene cpdp). The coding region runs from base 1 to 1341 and encodes 446 amino acids. Lineage: Eukaryota; Metazoa; Chordata; Actinopteri; Cypriniformes; Cyprinidae. Gene Ontology annotation, molecular function: deoxyribodipyrimidine photo-lyase activity. Gene Ontology annotation, biological process: photoreactive repair. The record is from RefSeq and is a predicted model, not a curated record. The transcript has 8 exons.